Molecule: messenger RNA, 3244 nt
Organism: Notechis scutatus (mainland tiger snake)
Lineage: Eukaryota; Metazoa; Chordata; Lepidosauria; Squamata; Elapidae
Gene: CARS1
Product: cysteinyl-tRNA synthetase 1
Biological process (GO): cysteinyl-tRNA aminoacylation
Cellular component (GO): cytoplasm
Molecular function (GO): ATP binding; cysteine-tRNA ligase activity
Source: RefSeq, a predicted model, not a curated record
GGUUGCAUCAGCUUGUCAGGCAGAGCAUCGUCUGACAAGAGGCGAAGGAGGAAGAAUGGCAGCAGCCGCUUCUGACUACACUGAUAUUCUGAGCAUUAGUGAAGAGGAACACAGGCUGAAGGCUCUGAAUGAGUAUCUCAGCACCCGUAGUUAUAUCCAGGGCUUCACAUUUUCACAUGCAGAUGUGGAAGUGUUCAGGCAGUUUUCGGGCCCACCUGUGGAUCAGCAUUUCCAUGUUGUUCGUUGGUUCAGGCACAUAGAAGCAAUCUAUGAUGGCAGCUUUGAAAAACAUAUCUCCUGUAAACUCCAGACAAGUAAAAACAAACGUACUCAGCCUCACUGGGCGCCACCCCAAGGGACAGCUCAACCCAAACUCUGCCUUUACAACAGUCUUACUCGUAAUAAGGACGUGUUUCAACCCCAAAAUGGCAACCAAGUCAAAUGGUAUUGCUGCGGCCCAACAGUGUAUGAUGCUUCCCAUAUGGGGCACGCAAGAUCAUAUAUUUCAUUUGAUAUCCUGAGAAGAGUUUUAAAAGAUUACUUCAAAUACGAUGUCUUCUAUUGUAUGAAUAUUACAGACAUAGAUGAUAAGAUCAUAAAAAGAGCAAGGCAAAACUACCUCUUUGAGCAAUACUUGGAGCAGAGGCCAUCAGCAACGCAGCUGCUUGAAAAUGUUAAACUAGCUUCUAUGCAUUUUUCGGCAAAGCUGGAAGAAACUUCUGAUCCUGAUAAGAAACAGAUGCUGGAAAGGAUGCAAAAGUCAGUGAGAGCUGCUCUGGAACCACUAGAGAACGGCCUUCAAAAGAAGCUCUCUGAGGGAGAAGUCAAUAAAUAUGCUGAGACUUUGUUGCAAGAAGCAAAAGAUACACUCUCUGAGUGGCUGGACACUAAGUUGGGUAGCCAAGUGACUGACAACUCUAUAUUUUCCAAACUUCCCAAAUUUUGGGAAGAAGAAUAUCAUAAAGAUAUGGCAGCGCUCAAUGUAUUAUCUCCAGAUGUUUUAACUCGUGUAAGUGAAUAUGUACCAGAAAUUGUGGACUUUGUUCAGAAGAUUGUAGAUAAUGGAUAUGGUUAUGUAUCCAAUGGAUCUGUUUAUUUUGAUACACUAAAAUUCGAUGCAUCUGAGAAACACACCUAUGCAAAAUUGGUCCCUGAAGCUGUCGGAGAUCAAAAAGCAUUACAGGAGGGCGAAGGCGACCUGAGUAUCUCAGUGGACCGUUUAAAUGAAAAGCGAUCGCCAAAUGAUUUUGCUUUGUGGAAAUCCUCCAAGCCAGGAGAGCCUUCAUGGGAUUCUCCCUGGGGCAAGGGACGUCCAGGAUGGCAUAUUGAAUGUUCUGCAAUGGCUGGAUCCAUUCUAGGAGACUCUAUGGACAUCCACGGAGGAGGUUUUGAUCUUCGUUUCCCCCACCACGACAAUGAGUUAGCACAAUCUGAGGCAUACUUUGACAAUGAUCACUGGGUGCGCUAUUUUCUACACACUGGGCAUUUGACAAUUGCUGGCUGUAAAAUGUCCAAAUCUUUGAAAAACUUUAUUACAAUAAAAGAUGCAUUAAAACAGCAUACAGCACGGCAAUUAAGGCUGGCUUUUCUUAUGCAUUCUUGGAAGGAUACUCUAGACUAUUCAAAGAACACCAUGGAGUCUGCUAUCCAGUAUGAGAAAUUCAUAAGCGAGUUCUUUUUAAAUGUAAAGGAUAUCCUUCGGGGUCCUGCUGGUGUGACAAGCCAGUAUGAAAAAUGGGAAAAGGAGGAAAUCGAAUUGAAUAAAAGUUUUUAUGAUAAGAAAAAAGCUGUCCAUGAAGCAUUGUGUGAUAAUAUUGAUACACGUACAGUCUUGGAAGAGCUGCGAUCAUUGGUCAGUCAAUGUAAUUCCUACAUUGCUGCAAAGAAAACUUCCCGACAGAUGCCAAAUAGAAUGUUGCUAGAAAAUAUAAGCAUUUAUCUUACCCACAUAUUUAAGGUCUUCGGCGCAAUAGAAAGUGAGGAAGGAAUUGGUUUCCCAGUUGGAAGAAAUGCUCAUGCGUUAAAUCUUGAAUCUACAGUAAUGCCGUAUCUUCAUGUUUUAUCUGAGUUCAGAGAAGGGGUAAGGCAAAUUGCCAAGGGAAAAAAAGUGUUAGAAGUUCUGCAGCUUUGCGAUUCACUUCGAGAUGAUAUCCUUCCAGAGCAUGGAGUUCGGUUUGAAGACCAUGAAGGACUUCCAACUGUGGUCAAGCUGGUAGACAGAGACACCUUGCUAAAAGAAAGAGAAGAAAAGGAAAAGAUUGAAGAAGAAAAGAAGAAGAAAAAACAAGAAGCAGCUAAGAAGAAACAAGAACAAGAGGCAGUAAAACUUGCAAAAAUGAAAGUUUCACCUGGAGAGAUGUUUAAAUCUGAGCACGACAAGUAUUCCAAAUUUGAUGAAAAUGGGCUUCCAACCCAUGAUGUAGAAGGCAAAGAACUCAGCAAAGGACAGAUGAAGAAAUUAAAGAAAAUGUAUGAAGCACAAGAAAAACUGUACAAGGAAUUUCUUCAAAUGAAUCAAAAUGGAGUUGCAAACUGAAAAUAAAAUUUGGACAGUAUUUUUCCCAAAGAAAUUCAAAAGUUGGGUAACAUCAGUGGAAGUAACAAGUUGUUUCUGCACGAGUCAUACUGUGCUCAGAUAUAUAAUGUAGUUGCAGGUAUCAAUAAAACUUUUGUUACAGUAAUAACAUCCAUGUAACGUUUAUGCAACAGAAUCAACAAAAACCUAAUUUCAUUUUAAUCUGAAAUUUCACUUAUUUCUAAACACACUCAGAGAAAAAGGCUACAAAAAGAUUUGUCUUUAGGAAAACAUGCACAAAGUAUGUGCUAGAAAAAGAUAAAUGUAUUACAUUAGGAAACAUACUAAAAAUUACGUUUUUAAAAGUACUUUAAAAAAUGUGCAGGACUUUUCAGGUAGGUUUGUUUUGUAAAGGAAAACUGAUAAAUGUCUGGUAUUUAAAUCAAAAUGAGAAAAAUGAGAAACUGAGCUAAUGUAUAAAACAAAUUCAACAUUCCCUAGAAUUAAUUAAUUAUUUCUCUAAUGAAUGACAUGAUGAGUUGAACAAUAUUUUUUAGUGCAAAAUCUAAUUUCACGUAUAUUUUUUCAGGAAUGGGUACCAAUUUAUUCUCUGUAACUCACUCCAAAACUGUAACUCUUUGCAUGUCUUUUUGCAGAUUAAUAGAUUAAUAAAAUAGGAUAUUAAGUAGAAUCCAAGAGUGCUAAAGAGCAAGUUGCAAGGAAUUGAAA